ACCUGCAAUACAGUUAAAAAAACACCUUCCCCUCCAACCCUCCUCUGACCUCAUUUCCACGCAAACUCUCUUCCUAACACACCUGACUGAAUUUCUUCCUUUGACUUCCUAUGUUUUCGAUAGGAAGCAUUAUAAUAACUGAUACCCAUCAUCGCAGUCACCUCUAGCAACACACAAACCACUUCUUCCAGCGCGAGCAAUGGAGAGCCUUCAACUAUCCCAGGUUCUUGCCGACCUCAGCAAUAUCGGCGCCGCCGAUCCGGGAGCCGCAGAGGCCAUCGUCAGCGCCAACAACCCCUCCAACUCUAGUUACACCCGAGUCGAAGUGACUGCAGCCGCAACUGCCCCUACCUCGAGUCCUACUACGAAUCAACAACGACGUCCCACAGGCUUACAGCGGCAUUGGUCGUCGGAGAAAUUCGACAAAUUCGGCCGCCGCAUUCUCUCUCCCGGUUCCCACUCCGGUUCAGCUGUAAACUCUAGCCCUGGAACUCCUCGCCGAGGCGAAUCUGAUUUCGAAGAAGACCUGGAGAGAGCAGGCACACUCAUGCAACUAUACGACAUUCGCUCCAAGAUCAAGCAGCAGGAUAACAGCAGUCUGCUCAGAGCUCGAGAGAAGGUCAACGCGAUAGCAGCGCGACAACAAGCUCAACAGGCCGCGGAACGCAACAUGAAGGCAGCUGACGAACUCCGACGACAACGCUACUCUUUCCCAAGAGCCGGCCUCUGAAGCGAAUGACCCUUACGAUUUCCUUAUAUCUCCUCACGACGGAUCACGGGCUCGUUACGAAAGGACAGGCGCUGGGUAAUAUCUGAUUGGUGUUUGCGGGAUGAUUUCUUUGACGGCGUUUGGGACAC
This is a messenger RNA of Fusarium oxysporum Fo47, 858 nucleotides long. RefSeq lists its product as uncharacterized. Lineage: Eukaryota; Fungi; Ascomycota; Sordariomycetes; Hypocreales; Nectriaceae. The record is from RefSeq and is a predicted model, not a curated record. The transcript is spliced from 3 exons. The coding region runs from base 200 to 730 and encodes 176 amino acids.